AUUUUAAAUAGGCGGUGCUAAGGCUCGUGACAUCAUAGCUUUCCAGGGUUUUGGUACCAGUACGUGUGUGUGACCCACUUUUUAUAAACAAAGCCAGCAAAAUUCAAAAGCAGGAGAACAGGCAGAUAAAAGGAAAGUUGAGCCAAUGAGCGGAGGAUGAAGGUGUCAAGGUCUGAGGAAGAAGAGAGGGUUGAGCGGCAAGUGCACAAGAGAGAGAGAGCGAGAUAAGAAGAGCAUCGAGGUGUGAGAGAGAGAGACGGCAAGAGGAAAUCGGUGAAGACACAGUGAGCGGGAAAGAUAGACACAGCUUUGUGUUGCUGCUGAGAUGUCUGCACAAAGAGACAUGAAAGAGAAGAACCCUUGGCACAAAUGUGGCAUUGUGGCGGUGGCUGUCAUUGGCGUCAUUGCUGUGGUGGUCCUGGUGGCCAUCUUGGUAGUCCAGAACAUGCCGCUCUCACAGAAAUACAAGUAUGGGAUCGUGUUGGACGCCGGCUCGUCGCACACGACCGUCUUCAUUUACGAGUGGCCAGCCGAGAAGGACAAUAACACAGGGCGCGCCCAGCAGAAACAUGCCUGUAAUGUCAAAGGCAAGGGGAUCUCCAGCUACGCGGAGACGCCGUGGAAAGCCGGCCAGUCUUUGAGGGAGUGCAUGCAAGAAGCGGAGAUAACCAUCCCCCAUGAAAGACAUGCUGAGACGCCCCUCUACUUGGGGGCCACCGCGGGCAUGAGGCUGCUCAAUAUGAAGAACAGCACAGCUUCGGAUGAGGUGUUCAGGGCCGUGUCGGACGCCCUGCAGACCUUCCCCUUCUCCUACCAGGGCGCCAGAAUCCUCAGCGGCCAGGAGGAAGGUGCCUUCGGAUGGGUCACCGUCAACUACCUGGACGACCGCCUCAAACAGGGCCUGAAAACCACGGGGGCCCUGGACCUCGGCGGGGCGUCCACCCAGAUUAGCUUUGUGUCCAAAACGUGGGACGGCACCGAGUCGCCCGCCAACUCUGUGACCUUCCGCCUCUACGGAAACGACUACAACCUUUACACACACAGCUUCCUGUGUUAUGGGAAGGAUCAGGCUCUCAGAAUGGCAAUGGCGCAACAAACGCGGUCAGGUCCUUCGAGUAUAAAUGACCCGUGCUUCCACCCCGGCUUCGUGGAAACAAAGAACUACUCGGAUCUCUACGACAGCCCCUGCGUGUCGGACAGGAAGCCUCAGGCGGCUCCCGCGUCCUUUCAACACACUGGACUCGGAAACUUCCAACAAUGCCAGGACGUCGUCCGGACCCUGUUCAAUUUCAGCCAAUGCAAAUACAGCCGCUGCUCAUUUAACGGCGUCUUCCAGCCUCCCUUAGAGGGGUUAUUUGGGGCGUUUUCAGCCUACUACUAUGCCAUGGACUUCUUCAAACUAACCAACAUGUCCAUCCCUCUGGAUGAGGUCAAGGAGAGGAUUGCCAAUUUUUGUGCUACACCCUGGGAAAAGGUCAAGGAGGAGAAUCCAAAGGUGAAGUUAAAGUUUUUAGUGGCGUACUGCUUUGCCGGCACCUACCUCAUCACCCUGCUGACGGAAGGAUACAACUUCACCUCAGAAAUGUACUCCAAUAUCAAAUUCAUUGACAAGAUUAAAGGCAGCGACGCUGGUUGGACUCUGGGCUACAUGUUGAACCUGACCAACAUGAUUCCCGCCGAGGCCCCAGACGCGCCGCCGCUGCCAUACGGCAGCUACGUGGCUGUUGUCACCAUCAUGGCUGCUUUACUGUUGUUCCUCCUCUUGCUCGCCGUAUGCGCCUUCAGGCCUGGAUGCACCAAGCAGCCGCAAAUCGUAUAGACAGACACGAAGUGAGUGUGUCGAAUGGACUGUUGGUCUGAGUGUAAAAAUGUGAUGUUCAUAUAAGGUUGUAAGAAUAAAAUAGACUACAUUUUA
Corythoichthys intestinalis (scribbled pipefish) is the source of this 1915-nucleotide messenger RNA. RefSeq names its product ectonucleoside triphosphate diphosphohydrolase 1 (gene entpd1). Lineage: Eukaryota; Metazoa; Chordata; Actinopteri; Syngnathiformes; Syngnathidae. The record is from RefSeq and is a predicted model, not a curated record. The transcript has 10 exons. Gene Ontology annotation, molecular function: hydrolase activity. The coding region runs from base 326 to 1819 and encodes 497 amino acids. Gene Ontology annotation, cellular component: plasma membrane.